GUCUUCCAAGAUGGUCACCCGUGGAAUUUGCCGUCCCUUCGCCCGUUUCGCAGCGCUCUCGUCGGCCACGGUGGUAACCGUCAGAAAACGUCGUCAUCAUGCGAAGCCCGGUGUUUGCAGCGUUGCUCACCUCGGUCGUGGCGGCAGGGCAAUGUGAAUGUAGCCGCAACAGCAACAGCAGCAGCAGCAGCUUCGAGCAGCAGUGCUCCAAGUUCGCGCAGAAGCUGGACAUCGACAACGCCACUGUCUGGCUCGCCCAGCCGGUGGCCGCGGGCACCAACCUGACCUUCCCGGACGCGGACCCGUCAUGUGGCCAGACCGCCCUGGCCGUGGGCGUCGACUUCUGCCGCAUCACGCUGUAUGUGGCCACGUCGGGCCGCUCGGGCAUCAGCAUGGAAGCCUGGCUGCCGCGCAACUGGACCGGCCGCUUCCUGAGCACGGGCAACGGCGGGCUCAACGGCUGCCUCAGCUACGACGACAUGGCCUACGCGACCGAGCUCGGCUUCGCAACCGUCGGCGCCAACAACGGCCACAACGGCACGUCGGGCGAGCCCUUCCUCAACAACCCCGACGUGGUCGAGGACUUUGCCUGGCGGUCUGUCCACACCAACGUCGUGGUCGGAAAGCGCAUCUCGGAAGCCUUCUACAACAGGAAGCACACCAAGUCGUACUACCUCGGCUGCUCGACCGGCGGCCGCCAGGGAUUCAAGUCGGCCCAGUCCUUUCCAGAGGACUUUGACGGCAUUGUGGCCGGCGCGCCCGCCGUCGAUUUCAACAACCUGAAUUCCUGGUCCGGCCACUUCUAUCUCCUCACCGGCCCCGCCGGCUCCCCCACCUAUCUGACGCCCGAGCAAUGGUCCGCCGUGCACGACGACAUCAUGGCCCAAUGCGACGGCCUCGACGGCUACGUCGACGGGAUCAUCGAGGAGCCACGACUCUGCCAGUACCGCCCGGAGUCGCUGAUCUGCCCGCCCGGCACGCCAGCCAACAGCAGCAGCAGCACGUGCAUCACCGGCGCACAGGCCGGCACCGUCCGCGCCGUGUUCUCGGACCUCCACGGCGCCAACGGCACGCUGGUCUACCCGCGCAUGCAGCCCGGCUCGGAGCAGCUCGGCACGCCCUACCUCUACUACGGCGGCCGGCCCUUCCCCUACGCGGCCGACUGGUUCAGGUACGCGGUCUACAACGACCCGGCCUGGGACCCGGCCACGCUGGGGCCCGACGACUACGCGCGCGCCGACGCGCUCAACCCGUCCGACAUCCGCACCUGGUCCGGCGACCUGGCCGCCUUCCGCGCCCGCGGCGCCAAGCUGCUGCACUACCACGGCCUGCAGGACCAGAUCAUCUCCAGCGCCAACUCGCCGCGCUACUACGACCACGUCGCCCGCACCAUGGCCCAAGCCCACCUGUCCGGCGGCGGCGUCGCGGGGCUCGACGACUUCUACCGCUUCUUCCAGAUCUCGGGCAUGGGCCACUGCACGGGCGGGUCCGGCGCCACUUUCAUCGGCCAGGCGCGCGGCUCGACCGCGAGCCUGGACCCGGAGCAGAACGUGCUCAUGGCGGUGGUGAGGUGGGUCGAGCAGGGCACGGCGCCCGAGGGGAUCCUGGGCACGGCGUUUAUUAAUGGCACCACCGAGGUUGCCUUUCGGAGGAGGCAUUGUAAGUACCCGCUGAGGAAUACCUAUACGGGGCAGGGGGAUCCGAGGGAGCCUGAUAGCUGGAAGUGCGUUGUAUGAUUACCGUAGGUGGGCUCAGUGUGGCUACCUAUUGAGGAGUGCUGAUGUGGACGAGUCGGUACUAAGUAAUUAGUUGGUUGGUUGGU
This is a messenger RNA of Chaetomium strumarium, 1822 nucleotides long. RefSeq names its product Tannase/feruloyl esterase. Bases 99 to 1736 code for a protein of 545 amino acids. The record is from RefSeq and is a predicted model, not a curated record. NCBI's taxonomy places the organism in Eukaryota, Fungi, Ascomycota, Sordariomycetes, Sordariales, Chaetomiaceae. The transcript has a single exon.